AUAGCAAAGCUCUUUCUGAAGAAAUAUUAAAUCCAUUAUCAGCUCAACAAAAAAUAGAAGUUUUAAAAUUAUAUUAUGAUUCACAACGAAAAUUACUUAACAAGUUACUUGAAGAAAAAAGAAUUGAGCAAGCUAUUAUAGAAAUAUCUACUAUAGAGCCACCUAAACAAGAUAAACAUCAGUCAUCUAAAAUUAAACUUUGGGAGCUUUGCUCAUAG
This is a messenger RNA of Dentiscutata erythropus, 218 nucleotides long. NCBI's taxonomy places the organism in Eukaryota, Fungi, Glomeromycota, Glomeromycetes, Diversisporales, Gigasporaceae. The record is from the annotation of a GenBank genome assembly.